Rhopilema esculentum is the source of this 2152-nucleotide messenger RNA. Its product is annotated as presenilin-2. Gene Ontology annotation, biological process: protein processing; membrane protein ectodomain proteolysis; amyloid-beta formation. Gene Ontology annotation, molecular function: aspartic endopeptidase activity, intramembrane cleaving. NCBI's taxonomy places the organism in Eukaryota, Metazoa, Cnidaria, Scyphozoa, Rhizostomeae, Rhizostomatidae. The record is from RefSeq and is a predicted model, not a curated record. Gene Ontology annotation, cellular component: gamma-secretase complex; membrane.
AAAGCAUGAAAUGAUGUCAUCACUGUAUAGCGGAAGGUGGCAGAGUUGGCCUAAGAAAAACGCAUAGUCGAAGCAAAUGUCAGAUUAUGAUAGUGACGAUCUAUCUGCCUGUGAGACAACACGUUUGAUAGACCCAGGAAUGGCAGUAUCUAAUAUCUCGGACUCUGAACCGGAAUAUUGUUUAACUGUGGAAGAAGAUUUCCAUUAUCGACGUCAAGGUGUUCCACAGUUACUAGAACAGGAUGAUUUGAUACCUCCAAGGCAAGAAGAUGGAACAAGAAAUCGUCAUAGAAGAUUCAGAGAUAAUGAACAAGAUGGUGAUGAAGGUAGCAGUGUAAGAAAAGUAGAAAAUCGAGAGGCACACAAUGAAAACAACAGAGAUGAAAGGGGAGAUGGACGGCCAUUAGAUGAAGAUGUAGAGGAAUUACAUUAUGGUGCAAAGAGUGUUCUUAUGCUCAUCACUCCAGUCUCUGUUUGCCUUCUUGUGGUUGUUGCAACAAUAUCAUCUGUUACUUACUAUACAACAAAUUAUGAGCGGACAUACUUAAUCUACACACCAUUUAGAGAAGAAAACACCAGCAGUUCAGGAGAGCGUGCUGGAUUUGCCCUUCUGAAUGCAUUGAUUGUCAUUGGUGUUGUCUUGGUGAUGACAAUAUUUCUUGUCAUUCUUUACAAAUUCAGGUGUUACAAGAUAAUCAACGGAUGGCUGAUCAUGUCAUCUUUGAUGCUGCUCUUUAUUUUCAAUUAUGUUUAUUUCCAAGAGCUACUCAAACUGUAUAACAUUGCAAUGGAUUACAUGACAAUGGCUCUUUUCAUUUGGAACUUUGGAGUUGUUGGCAUGAUAUGCAUUCACUGGAAAGGGCCUUUAAGGCUACAGCAGAUGUACCUGAUUUUGAUUAGUGCAUUAUUGGCACUGGUUUUCAUAAAGUAUUUGCCAGAGUGGACACUUUGGUUUAUUCUUGGUGCAAUUUCUCUCUACGAUUUAUUUGCUGUUAUCUGUCCACACGGCCCACUCAACAUGCUUGUGAACCUUGCUCAAGAGCGAAAUGAGCCACUGUUUCCUGCAUUGAUUUACUCAUCUACUAUGAUGUGGAUUGUAGGAAUGGCUGACAGAGAUGUUGAAAGAGACGCGAAUGUAAAUGGAGGCAAUGAAUUGCAUGGGAACGCCGCAAGGGCGCUUAAUGGUGACGGAGAAGCUGCUCAUCGACCACGACCUGAAUACCAACCACAAGAUGAAGAAGAAAGAGGAGUAAAACUUGGACUUGGCGAUUUCAUUUUCUACAGUGUGCUCGUGGGAAAAGCAUCAUCAUACGGAGACUGGAAUACGACAAUUGCUUGCUUCGUUGCAAUUUUGAUCGGCCUAUGUUUGACACUCUUGUUGUUGGCGAUCUACAGAAAAGCGCUACCUGCCCUUCCGAUAUCAAUCACAUUUGGUCUCAUCUUUUAUUUUGCUACCAGAACCAUAGUCAAACCAUUCACGGAUACCCUGGCUAGUGAACAAAUUUUCUUAUAGUUAGCGUACUAUACUUUGUUUCUUCUGUGAUUGUAUAAAUUGACUUUUCCUAAUUUAAAGUAUGUUUACGUUGUCUUUACGAAUAUAAAAUUGAUAUGCUAUUGUCUCUUUUAUUCUGAUGGAUGGUUCAAUCUGACGAGCUUUGAUCCUUUGAUAUCGAAAAACAAUGUUGAAAUACGUUUUCAUCUUCCAUGCAUAGCAAAUUCUGUGACAUUUGAGUGUUAAGACCUGUCACUUGCAAUUUAAUUGUCGUCAGUUAUAAAAAUAUUUCUUGUAUAGUUAGAUUGGUGUUAGUUUUUUUAAUUUUCCAACAAAUUACAACAAUAAAGCGAAAUUUCUAAAAUUUCUCGACACAUGGGACCCUGCGUCAACUUUAGCGAGUUCUAGAUAAUAGGCCUGUAAAUCAAUAUGGAAUGAAUUUUCAUGUUUUGAUCUCCCCCGCAGUCAGCACUCUUGGCGUCAAAAAUUUUUUGGACGUUUUCCACACACCCUAGUAAUUUGCUACUCACUUCCCACCUGCGUAGUCCGAUCUCGUUUCAGCGUUUUUUAUACUGUAGCCAUACUUAAAGAAGUAAUGAUUUUUCUUUAUAAUGACCAUAUGUUAAUAUCUCAAAAAAAUUAUGUAGAUACCACUUUAAA